AUGGAGGCCAUCCCUCCGAUCAGAUCCAGCCUCUCGGGGACUCUGCUGGUGGUGGUGAGGCUCUCCACACUGCUCUUUCAGAACCGGGCCCACCUCUACCAUUUCCUGCUCCUUAAGAUCAUCCUCUUCAACCACUGGCUGUCGGGGCUGACCCAGGAGGCCCGGGGGGUCCCGCGCUGGGCGGGGCCAAGGCUGGGCGGGGCCAAGGCUGGGUGGGGGCCGGCGGCCUCGGGGUGCAGCCUGUGCGCUCCGGGUGGCCCCCUGCCCGUCAGCUGCCCCCUCCAGGCUCUGCUGGAGAACCGCGUGGUGCUGGACUUACUGGCGCUGCUGAAGCGUCUGUACCGGCGGGCGGAGAGCACAACCGCGCGCACCUCCUGGCACGUGGCCUACCUCGUCACCUGGACCACCUGCCUGGCCUCCCACCUGCUGCAGGCUGCCUUUGAGCACACAGCCCAGCUGGCCCAGGCCCAGGAGGCCGAGCCCCAGGAGGCCUCGGGGCUCUGGUCUGAGUCGCCACUCCCUGAGCCCUGGGCUCCCAAGGCUGGGCCAGUUCUGCCAGAGCCUGGGAACCCUGGAGAAUAAAUGUAUCCCCUCCUGCCUCUCCUGUCUGGUCUGGGCUAGGGGCUCACUCUCCGUCCCUCUUCUGUACUGGGCGGGAGAGACGUGAGUGCGUGCACGCCUGCCCUAGGGCUGCCUCUGGGAAGGAAACCACAUUCUAUGAUCACCUCAUACGUGCCAAGUAACCAUCUCAGACACUUGACACACGUAAUUUUGUUUUGUAGCAACACAGGCAUCAGGUUCAAUCAGCUCCAUUUCUCUGACUAGAAAACUGAGCCUCAGAAGGUUGAACAUUCCCAAGUCCUGGGAGUGAGUCAGGGGAGGAGCCAGCACUGGGCCCUACCUGUUUUGUUUCCUAAAACUCCUAACUUUAUCUUGGUCCAGGCCCCUGGUUCUCAAGAUUGUUGAUGCCCAGCGCUUUAGGGGCUAUGGGUAGUUAGAGACUCUGGCCUCUGGAGGGUGCCAGGGCCUCACAUUUCAGAGAUUUAAAAAAUUCCUUUGAGAAGUUAUUAUUCCUGAGCCAGUCUGCAACUAGCCCAUCCAUCCACUCACACACUUGGCCACUCAUUUUCCCACUCAUCCAUCCAUCCAUCCACCCAUCCUCCUAGCCAUCCCUUAGCCUGUCUACCCACCUACCUAUCCAUCCACCCCCACCCCCCCACUCACCCACAAAUCCACCCACAGAUCCAUCUCCUCUAGGGAGAGGGAAACAUGCAGUGUUUCAUUACUCAGCCCUGCUGCCCAGGUCCUGCUGAUGGGGGGCUGACGUAGCCACGCAAGCUCAAGCUGCAUGGGUCAGAUUCCCGUAGACUCCACCCUUAGGUGAGGGAUUCUGUGAGCAGAGGGGAAGGGAUGGUUUCUUGGGAGUCAGUGAUCACCCCUUACUCAUUCCCAUCUAGAGGGUGGUGUGAGCACGGGAAGACAUUCCAGAGAGCUCUGCCCUGCUUUUUCCUUCUCAAUUCGGGUUCCAAAGGGAAGUUAGGCCCGGAUUCCUGCCCUGCCUCUCAUAUAAGCCUGCAGAUGGCCCAGGGUGGGUAUGGGGUGAACUUCCAGGCCCUUCUUCCAAGUCUGAGGACUUGGCCCAAACCUGAGAGUUUCUCUAGAAGUGGAAAUGUUGCGGGGAGAUGUCUGAAGGGCUUCCAUCUGGCCGACUAGGCAGAACACCUGCUGAGGAAGGCCCUGCAAGGCCCUGGCAAAGGGGUAGACACAACGCAGAUUCCAGAACGCACACAGAGCAUACAGGGAAAGCUGAGUGCAGAAGUGUGUGAAGUUGGCCUGCUGUUGAAGAUCCUGAACAUAAGUCCCCCUGGGCCUUCCAGGGGCCCUGGCAUCGCGGGGCUGGAGCUUGGGAGGAAGGAGGAGGAUGUGAAUCUGCUCUUGACUUCUCCUCACCGGCAGUGGGAAGAUCAGAGGCCUUGGGGUCAGAGAGCCUCGGGUUUGAAUCCUGCAUCCACAACCUUCUGUCUCUGUGACCUUGGGCAAGUUCCUUAACCCCGUGAGCCUCAGUUUCCCCACCUGCCAUCAGGUACAACCAUAGCCUUGGGCCUCACAGGGCUGACACCAGGUCUGUGCAGGAGUGGCACCCACUCCAGGCCUGGUGUGGGAGGCACUGGGAACCCCAUCUCCCUCUCUCCGGCCUCAGGCCUUCCCAGGGGCCACAGGGUCCUUGUUUUGAGGCCGAGAGGGAGGGUGGUCAGUCCAUCUGUCUCAAGCCUGUGAGUGUGGAGGGGCCCUGGCCUGCUGGAGGAAAACAAGUGGGGGGCGAUGGCGGGAGGGCUGCGGGCAGGGUGGGGGGAACUGGCUGCAGGGCUGGCCAGCAGCUCCACGCAAUCUGUCUGCUAUGCAGUCCGGGGCCUGGCCUGUAUUUAUUUAUGCUGAGCGUGUAUUUAUAUCAGCCCCUUUCUCAUUAAUAGGGCAGGAAAUGGCUGGAAUUGUUACAUACCUGGCGGCCCAGGGGUCCUGCUCGGCCAAGACACACAGGGCCCUGGCUGCCCAGCCAUGAUUGUGAGGGGCCCCCUCCUCAGUCCCAGGCCUGUCUCUGGCCUUUCAUUGACCCCCCCUUUGCAUCGAGCACCCCUUCUACUUCCUUGAGCUCCUAGCCCUCCGCGGAGUCCACAGCCCUGGGAGUGGGGCUCACUUUCAGGCCUCUCCCUGUGCCCCAGCUCCUGACCCCACCCCAACCCCAAGAGGGACAGUGGUGUUAGGGGCUGUAAGGUGCAUCUCGGAGGAUGAGGGAGUGCUGGGCAGACCCUGGGCAGAACAGUGAGAGUCUGUGGAUGAGAAAUCAGGGUCCCCUGACUCGGCGAUGGGACCCUGGAACCCUGGGUUGUGGGUGGGGGUGGAGGAGGAAGUGAGGGGAUGUGAGAGGACCCUCCUGAGGCUGGGGGUGGGGGUCGUCCCAGGGCUUUGCUCCCCACCAAGUUGAACUACACAUAGGCUCAGACAGACUUGUAGCCCAUGGAGGGUGUCUCUUUGUUUACCACCCGACAGGGGCCCGAUAGAGGUUGGGGGCUCAUCAUUGUCUUGCCUUCUUGGCUACCAUGGCUAAAUGAGGCUUCCCCGCUCAGGGGCCAGCAGCCCCCUCCCUGGCCCUCAUGCUGCACUCAGAAGCAAGCCAGCAUCUCUCUCCAGGCCCCAGCUCUGGGGCACGGGCGCCAGGUGGGGCUGCCAGAGCUGAGAGGUGCGGCCCCCUCCCCAGAGCGCUCGCCUGACAUAACCUAUUAGUGUUUCUCUCCUCAGCUGGGUCCCCUAGCCAGCCUCCCCACCCAGGCCAGACUGUACAGGUCCUGCUGACCCUCUUCUGGGCUGCUUUGCCAGGGCAGGGUUAGGAGGCCGUGGGAUGCCCAGGAGGCGCUGUGUCUGCUCACCCCUCCCCUCUAGGCUGGGCCCCCUGGCAGCUGCCGUGGUCAGGUGGGCUUAACCCCUGACCUCUGCCCUCUGUGGCCGCCAUGUUGUCCUGGCUGAGUCCAGAGCUGGGGCCACUGUGCAGACAUGGGGAUUGAAGCUUAGAGGAUGAAGGGCUUUCCUGAGGGCCUGCCCUUGGCCUCCAUCCUUGCCCUCUUAGCCACAUGUCUAGGGCCUGCUGGGAGGGGUGGGGAGGGGGAGCCCCUGACAUCAAGGAGGGGCUGCUGCAGGGUCUCUGGGCUCCUCUAGGCUGCCCCACCAUAAGGAGCAGAUGCGCUACAUGGAGGGAGGAGGGUCAGGCCCAGGGAGGGCACCUCCUCUGGGCUCCGUUAUGAAGUCUUUUCCCAGGCACCAUGUGGAGGCCCCAGCCUGCAGAGCCCCAGGUCUGAGAUCAAGCCUGGGCCAUGGGCUGCUCCCUGCUGCUCCAGCCCUGCCUGGCCCUGCCUGGCCCGGCCCAGUCUCCUCUGGGAGCUGCCAUCCCUGAGAUGAGGACACCGCACCCCACCCGGGAGCUGUGAGGCACCUAAGUGGCAGGUACCACCAUUAGGACCUGCCCAUGGUGUCGUAUCUCACUCAAUCCCCGCAACCAUGGCAGGGAGGUGUUAUCAUCAUCUCCACUUGACAGAGGAAGAAACUGAGGCUCAGAGAAGGACAAGUGGGACAUACUCAGCCAUGCAGGUUUCGAGGACACCUCAGGGAUUCUUGGACUUGAAACAUCAAGUUAUCCAGCAGAGAUGGUGGCUGUGGGUAAAGAUGCAUCUUUUUUCACGUCAAGUGGGAAAUUACCCUUUCAGUGUUGGAGGAAGUUGGCCGUGGAGGUUGCCUGGUGUCAAGAAAGUGUGGAGCUCUGACCACGUGAUUUGUCCUCUCUUGCUUGACACUGAAUGGAGAAGAGCUGGCAGGUGGACAGAACAAGGAGCCGCAGACACAAAAAGAGAAGCCCUGAUUGACGUCAGGCGAAGCGCCCACAGGGCCUCUGUCUCUCCCAGAAAUUUGGCUCCGGUGCCCAGCGUGGAUGUCUGUGGUUUUUAAAAGGUGAAAAUGGCCCGUAGCCCUGCUUCUGUGUCUCCACCAAAACCUGGCAAGACAGCCGGUUUGGGGAAAGGGUCACCUGAAUGGGCAUCACAGAGGACUGGACUGUUGGGAAAAACACCUCUUCCAGGAGGCCUUCCUACUACUCCCCCACCUCUUGGCCAAGGAAACUGAGUGCUGACCAGCUGUCUUGGCAUCAGUUGCCAGGCUUGGUACCCAUGAGCAUCCUCGUUAGAAUCUCACCUUCACCUCUGGUGCCCUCUGACCAUGAGCAAGCCUUUGUCUUUUUAUUUUUUUUUAAUUCCCAGUUAAUCUUUUUAUAGAAUGAAGACAUUGAACUUGCU
Molecule: messenger RNA, 4838 nt
Organism: Vicugna pacos (alpaca)
Lineage: Eukaryota; Metazoa; Chordata; Mammalia; Artiodactyla; Camelidae
Source: RefSeq, a predicted model, not a curated record